This is a messenger RNA of Cucurbitaria berberidis CBS 394.84, 1473 nucleotides long. RefSeq lists its product as uncharacterized. The record is from RefSeq and is a predicted model, not a curated record. The coding region runs from base 51 to 1457 and encodes 468 amino acids. The transcript is spliced from 4 exons. NCBI's taxonomy places the organism in Eukaryota, Fungi, Ascomycota, Dothideomycetes, Pleosporales, Cucurbitariaceae.
ACACACUGCUGGUCGCGACAAAUAUCUGCGCGGGGAAAGAACUGCAGAACAUGACACAAGCCCAAUGUCGCUCUUACCAUGGAGGCCUCUUUGAUCUCACGACUGCGGGUGCAUCUUUCAAAAACAUCUCGAUAACAGGAGACUUGCCGGCGGAUCCUGGCUGGAUCAAAUUCAACCCUUCUUAUUCUGUGGCCGGAGAAACAGACCUGGGUUUGGUGUCGAAUGUCGCCAUUCCAAACAUGACGGUUGUAGUCAUCACAGCAGGACUCAACUUCACUGCAGGACACCUCGGACUCGGGACACAUUCUGUCCUCCUCAACCAUUUGAAAGAAUCUAGCGUCAUACCGUCCCUUGGCUUUGGGCUGAAUGCCGGUAGUCAAUCUACUAAUAACCCCAGGGACGGUAGCCUCGUCUUGGGAGGCUACGAUGCUGCCAGUGUUACGAGCCCCUUUUCGACGUAUCCCAUGGACUAUCCAGACACCCUAGCCGGACGCUACUGCCCACUUCAAGUUCACAUUCAGGGCUUACAGCUCCUCUUGAAGGGUCUGGAUCCGAUUCAGCUUAUUGGGGAAGGUGAUGGACAUGCAGCGUGUAUUGAACCAUAUGACAAUUUGUUUCGGCUCUCAGAAACCGGUCUUGCCAGAUUCAAACAGGUGACUGGCUGGGACCCAAAGACUGCGUACGAUCCAAACAACCUCUUCGUUCCUGAGCCCGGACUUAUCUUCCCAUCAACGACAGGGUUUAACGGAAGUUUGAAGUACUUUCUCAAUAAUGGGCUAACGGUAGAGAUUCCGAAUUCCGAGCUCCAACACCCUCUUCGUGGGCUUGACAGAACUGGUGAUCACGUUCUCCAGCCCAACGUUACAGAGGUGAAUAUAUAUAAAGAACCCCUUGGAGCUUGGGUGCUUGGGAAGGUGUUCCUUUCACGAGUAUAUCUGGCUGUGGAUUACGAAGCUCGGCAGAUUCAAUUGGCAGACGUGAACCAGAACGAGAUCACACCCUCCCCGGUCAAAUUUAUUUCUGCUAGUACAGGAUGCACAAAAAGCACCAAGCUGGCAGGAGGAACGAUAGCCGCGAUUGUGCUCGGUAUUGUGGUUGGUCUCUCACUGAUUGGGGGGGCCGGGUACUAUUUGUUCAGGAGACGUAAGCGACGGGUCAACCAGCCUGGCCCAGAUACUAGUGACAUUGUCUCAUCGCCUAUGGAACCUUGCGCUUCGGUUACUGAAAGAAGCCCGAUCAACGAAAACCAGUUACAUCGUUGGGAAUUGUCAGGGGAGCGAAGGACAUCGGAAUUGUCGUCUCCAAACGGCGGCUACCCGCCGCCGUCACCGCGUGCUCCUGCUCCUCCCCCACUGCGUAUUCCGCCAUCACGAAACGAUCUUCCAGGAACGACGUCGGCCUCUCUUUUCUCUGACGGGACUCCUCGAACACAAGCUGGUCAGCAUUGGAGUCCUUGAAAUGGCAUACAACAUC